CUGUGCUUGUUCUACCUGACGUCUGAGCCCUCCCAAAAACGGGAUACAUGGGUGGGGAUGCAGGACGGAGUCAGAAGUGAUACCGUUGGUGUGGAGAGGAGCUGUGUGGGAUGGGCAGUGGUUUAUAGUCGACACUCCCCAUCCAGGGCACUGUGUGUUUGUUUGAGUAUGUGUGUGAGAAAGAUAGACGCCAGUCUCCAUUGGAAGGCGUUCCUCCCUCUUCCUGCCCUUUGGAAGCAUGGAAUUGAAAAGAGAUCGACCAGCGUGCCUGCCAUGCAGUGGUGACUUCUUUGCCCACCGGCUAGCUGACCUCGAGGCCAGAUCAUGGAGCUGAAGGUGUGGGUGGAUGGGGUGGUGCGCGUGGUGUGUGGCCUCUCCCAGGAGACCUCCUGCCAGGAUGUGGUCAUCGCUCUGGCUCAGGCUAUCGGCCAGACGGGCCGCUACGUGCUCAUCCAGCGUCUGAGGGACACGGAGCGGCAGCUUCUGGCCACCGAGCGGCCCCUGGAGUCCCUGGCCAAGCUGGGCCAGCACGGCGCCGAGGUGCAGUUCUUCCUGCGCCGCACGGGCCCCAGCAGCAGCACCAGCGACGGCUCCACCGGCUCCGACCGCAGCCUCACCCUCCCGCGGCCCUCCCCCACCGCCUCCACCAACGACGUGGACCAACCCCCGAAACGCCGGGAGCCGCCACGCAAGUCCCUCACCUUCAACCUGGGCCCCUCCAGCUCGCCCCGGGCCAAGGCCAAGGACACCACGCGCAAGUCCCUGCCCAGUGACUCUCCCGAGCAGCGGGCGUCCCCUUCCCCCGUCCCCUCCUCCCACACGCCCUCACCGCCACCGCUGCCCACCGCCGCGACCACCUCCAGCGGGGGGCCCUCCAAAGAGGAGGUGUUCCGGCACAUUCUGCAGCAGCAGGAGGCCCUGGCAGCCCUGCAGGCCCAGCUGGAGGGCGUGGAGAGGGAGAGCCACGCCUGGGAGAGGUCGUCCCCUUCCCCUUCCCCGUCCAUGCGGAGCUGCGGCUCGGUGGGCAGCGUUUGCAGCAGCGACUCCCCUCCGGAGCAGAAGGGAGAGCUGCAGCGUCUGGAGGAGACGCUGGAGCGCAACCAGGCGGAGCUGGCGCACAUGGACUACUGGGAGGAGGAGCUGCGCGUGGAGCUGGAGCACGAGAGCAGCAUGCGGCGGCGGCUGGCCGAGCUGCACGCCAGGCUGGACGACUGCGGCCGCCGGCUGCUGGACUUCAACGAGCGCGCCCAGCGCCUGGAGCACGAGCUGCAGAAGGAGAGUCAAGGCGGCGGCGUUGUUGUUGCCAUGACGAACGGUAACCACAACGUGAACGGUAACGGCAGCGGCGGUGGCGUGUCGCCGGAGGAGUCUCUGGGGGUGGUGAGGGUGGAGCUCCAGAGCCAGCAGAGGCAGGGGGCGGAGUUGGAGGCGGAGCUGAGCCAGACGGAGAGUACGCUGGGCAAGACGGAGGCUCUGCUGCAGGAGCGUCAGGAGGAGCUGGAGGAGCUGAAUAAGGAGCUGCGCCAGUGCAACCUGCAGCAGUUCAUCCAGCAGACGGGCGUGGUGCCGGUGCACUCCAGCUCCCGCUCAGACCUCACCGAGGCCGACACGCUGGAGCAGCACAUAGAGCUGGCCCAGCUGCUCAAGGAGCGCUACAACAUGAGGAGUCCCAUCUCCCCGCCCGUGGACUCGCCUCCGCGCCCCACUGCCAAGCACUUCCUGGGUCACCCGCGCAACCUGCAGAACCCCCUGGUCUCCAGCCUCAACCCUGAGGUCCUCACAUCCAGAGAAUCUUCAUGGAGGUAAAAGCGGCGUCACUGAAGUGUGGAUUGGUUCCUUUUUUGUAAUUAAUGACAACUAUUGAAACCAUCUUGUGCUAAUAUGUCUACCCAUUUCAUUCAUUUGUUUUGUUGUUAUAAUAUACAUUUAUACAUAUAUAUUAUAUAUCAACUGUACAUAGAAAUAUAUAUAUUUACAUUUUUUGCUACAAUGCAAAGUAUGUACCUACUGUAAGAUAUGACCAGAAAAAAAAGUUUAUCUUUAGAACAUGUCUUGUAUUUAAAUACAAUAAAGUUGUGCGCUGUGUUUU
This is a messenger RNA of Engraulis encrasicolus (European anchovy), 2089 nucleotides long. It is a transcript of the gene rassf7a, whose product is annotated as Ras association domain family member 7a. The transcript has 6 exons. The record is from RefSeq and is a predicted model, not a curated record. Gene Ontology annotation, biological process: signal transduction. Bases 325 to 1806 code for a protein of 493 amino acids. Lineage: Eukaryota; Metazoa; Chordata; Actinopteri; Clupeiformes; Engraulidae.